Messenger RNA from Branchiostoma floridae (Florida lancelet), 1082 nucleotides. RefSeq lists its product as uncharacterized. The transcript has 4 exons. The coding region runs from base 363 to 701 and encodes 112 amino acids. Lineage: Eukaryota; Metazoa; Chordata; Leptocardii; Amphioxiformes; Branchiostomatidae. The record is from RefSeq and is a predicted model, not a curated record.
UUCCAAAUAUUUGGAACCACCUUUCUUAUCCUCCAUGUUGCGUGUUCCAGUGCAUAUUUUCACCUGGACGUCAUCAGUCUACACGUGAACCAACCGUGACGAAAACAUCUGAAGUAGUGUUAAAUUGGCCUGUUUACGCCACCCAGUCAUCCAAAGAUGUUUUUCCUAGGUUCUGUUUGCCCUGUUACUAUGACAGGUGCAGUUUAAUAGGCAUUUGUAGCGUCAUUGUGGUAUUUUUUAGGGCAGCACAUGACGCAAGUCUUCGUUUGUCACUGAGUACGCACGUCUUUGUUCAGGACACACCAUAAGCCGUGGGUUUCCUGAGCAUCAAGGUCUGAAAGAGAGAAAGACAGUAGUUGACCAUGGACUGGGCCCACAUCCUCCUCCUGUGUGGGACUGUAGGGUUCCUGGUGUCAUCAUCUGCAGCAGUGCCUACUACGAAACACUCUGGCCUCUCCCUCCCACCGCCUGCCGCCAGUCACAGCAAGCCAUCCGGCAAUAAGUCCAACUGGCAGAACAUCCAGGACGUGUACUUUGAAUUAACCAACAUCCGGAACCAGCUGUCUGAGGCCCAGGAACAGCUUCGGGAGGCAUACGACAACAACGACUACGAUGCUGCCCGGGAGCUGGCAGAGCAGAUCCGCGGGCUUCAGCAGCAGCUACAGGAGGCCUACAACCACCUCAAUGCUCUCACAGGCUGAACGGACAGGCAGCAAAAGGGAUCCACAACGACUAUUGUAAACUGAAGAUUUUCCUCCCCCAAUAUUUAGGUAUGAUGUCAAAAAUGUUAGACACUAACUAGUAUAUGAUCCAAAGUAUAUGGUCCAAAGAUUGCUCAAUAAAAGCUUUGAGGGAUACAAAUAUGUACAAGACAUUGUAAAAUUCCAUUUAUUUGACUACAAUGUAGAUGCAGUAGCAAGAAAUAAAAUAUGCAGCAAGCAACUAUUAAAUGUCUUCAUGUCGUUUUUCAAACAUGUGGUCAAAACAUACCUACAUGUCAGUCAACAACCAUGUAGGAUAAAAGAAUGAGUAAUGGAACAGUACCACAAUACAUAAUGAAAGAAAAUGUAGCCUAGGGGAUC